Molecule: messenger RNA, 2125 nt
Organism: Lepisosteus oculatus (spotted gar)
Lineage: Eukaryota; Metazoa; Chordata; Actinopteri; Semionotiformes; Lepisosteidae
Source: RefSeq, a predicted model, not a curated record
GUUUUUAUCAAUCAAUCUUAAUCUGUUCUUUUAAAAACAAGUCCUGGAGGAUAGGUUAUAUUUCAGGACCUAGGGUUUUGCACACAGUAGAUAUUGCUCAAAUGCCCAGUGCCUGUAUUUAUAAAUGCUUUUGCAAGCAAAUUCAGCAUUCAUGGAAUAAAGAAAAACUACUAGGUCAAAGAUGAAACUCUAAGGUCAAUUCGAAUAACCAAACAAAUAUUCAGGAUGCUCCAUCAGGCUACUUCAAAUUAAAAAUAUUUAAGCAGCCAUUUGGAAUAUUAGUAACAGGUAAACAAAAAAGAAUCCUAAUACUGUAACAGUGAUCCUAGGGUCCAUUAGCUACUAACUAGCAAAUGGUUAAGAUGGGCUAAAUGUCCUCCUCUCAUUCAUAACCUUUCUUUAUGUUCUUAAGAUUAAGAGUGCUGUUUUUCUACCGGACUGGUGUGUUUUCUAAAAUAUGUGUGAUAACAUUAGAAAACAUUUUGGUUUUGUUUAUAAAAUCCAUUUUAUUCUUGAUUUCACCACAGUCUCUUUAAUCAAAAAUGAUGAGUACUGUCACCUUUUGUAAAAAAAAAAACACAUCCUUUAUGACAUCACACUUCCAUUAUGACUACUUCAUCUGUUCUUGCCUAGUGACUAGGCAAACCAAUGUGUUUCCAUGAGUCCAGAAUGAACAACGACCAGGAAGGGCUGUUGGGUUUCUGUGGGUUGAUCUUCCUGGGCUUUUAUGGGCUAUUAUGAGGGCUGUCUCCGGUUUUGAAAAUGUCCUGGUGGAAGACUCCCUUUUCCAAUCUGAACUCCAGCAAAAUUAUCACAAGAUUGUGCUAUGGAUACGUUGUGGCUUGGGCCCAACGUCUAAGGCACGGGUCAACAUGUCAGCUCCCAUGUUUCCUCUGAAACCUCGUUUCUUGGCAGUGGGACUGGCUGUAGGAGCCUGUGCCUUUGUGACGGUCUGGUACUACGUUCACUUCCAGCGCAGAAGGGCUUCACGUCCGACUGGGAAGAAGAAGAAUAAGAGCGCUCCUCUGCAACCAGACUCCCAGUGCUCCCCCGUGGAAGUGGAUGCAAAGUCAAAUGGGAGGACCACCAUCCUAUCAGAUGCAAACAGAAGGAGAUCUGCCUCUUCACCACCUGAUUUUGGCUUUUACCAGCCCUUAAGGUUCUCUCGGGAAUCGGAUUCUGCUCGGUCUACCAUCAAGACAAACCCCUGGGCUUCCUCCGACGAGCUACAGCAGCUCUUGUACACAAAGGCAGACAGCACUGCACAAGUCCGACCGCAGGGUGAAGCUGAGAGCCCUGAAGCCACUUUGCAGGGGCAGAUGAUUGAGAAUAAUCCAGCAGACCUAGCAAAGCAUGAGAGUACAUUACCCACUGUGAGUUAUCCAGCUCCAGCAUUUUCUUUUACCCAGUUUCAGGCAGAAAAUGUGCUGCCCCUCACCCUGACAACUCUGGAUGUGUCCCUCAGUCAUCCUCGUUCCACUCCGGGAAGUUUAAUCUCUGAGGAGACCUCUGCUUGCAACACAGCCCACACCUCAGGUGGAGACCAGGAGCUGAAGCUCUGUGCAAGUUCCAUACUUACUUUAGUGAAGGACAGUCCCAUCCAGAAUGAUGAGCACCCAGAAACUCUGGAUGUGCCCCUCCAUUAUCCUCGUUCCACUCCGGACAGUUUAAUCUCUGAGGAGACCUCUUCUUGCAACGCAGCCCUCACCUCAGGUGGAGACCAGGAGCUGAAGCUCUGUGUGAGUUCCAUACUUGCUUUAGUGAAGGAUGGUCCCAUCCACAACGAGGAGCGUUCAGGGGACGAUUUGGGGUCCUUAGCACACCUACCCCAAACGGGGACUGUUAUGGCUGACACAGGACCAGAGCGGCCAGGGGCACCACAGCAUGAAAAAUCAUGGGGACAGACCCAACUAGCCAGGCUGAGAAUUCUCCGUCAGUGGAUCCGAGAGGCAAAAGAGUACUUGAUAAGUAGCCACUGAGCAUAAAGGCCGGAUGUGGAGACAAUGAAGAGAAGUUUCCAAUCCAUGGAAUGUAGGCCUCAGUGCACAGUGCUUUACCAAUGGGCUUCAGGGCACUGUGCAACAGUAAUCGCCUCCCCAACUAAAGUGUAGUUUUCAGGCACAGG